AUGGAAGCAGAAGAUAAGAUUACCAGUGUGAAAAUGAACAAUAUCAAAGUCAAUGAAUUGAACAACUUCUUUAUAGAUAUGUUCGAAUUAAAAGACAUAUGCGAUGAUUUCGUAGAACUCUUCAAAAAAGAGGAACGGUACUACUCAAACGAGGAGAAGUACAAUGAACUCUUAGAAGAAGAAGCUAUAAUGCUAGAUAAUAUCCACAAUUUAACAAAAGGAAUAAAAGAGAACUACCAGAAUGUAGUAGAUGCCUUCUAUGAAAGAAGACUCCAUAGAAUGGAAGCAAGAAUGUUGAAAGCUUUCAGUGAAGUAGAAAAGAAACCAAGAAAGCCAAAAGAAGAAGAUAAUUAA
Molecule: messenger RNA, 354 nt
Organism: Entamoeba dispar SAW760
Lineage: Eukaryota; Evosea; Mastigamoebida; Endamoebidae
Exons: 1
Coding region: 1-354 (117 amino acids)
Source: RefSeq, a predicted model, not a curated record